Messenger RNA from Gracilinanus agilis (Agile Gracile Mouse Opossum), 2544 nucleotides. It is a transcript of the gene TRPC3, whose product is annotated as transient receptor potential cation channel subfamily C member 3. The transcript has 11 exons. Gene Ontology annotation, molecular function: protein binding; store-operated calcium channel activity; inositol 1,4,5 trisphosphate binding. Gene Ontology annotation, biological process: manganese ion transport; regulation of cytosolic calcium ion concentration; calcium ion transmembrane transport. The record is from RefSeq and is a predicted model, not a curated record. NCBI's taxonomy places the organism in Eukaryota, Metazoa, Chordata, Mammalia, Didelphimorphia, Didelphidae. The coding region runs from base 34 to 2544 and encodes 836 amino acids. Gene Ontology annotation, cellular component: cation channel complex; membrane.
GAACGGAGCCCGACGACGACCAAGUGGCUGGCCAUGAGGGAGAAGGGCCGGCGGCAGGCAGUGCGCGGGCCGGCAUUCAUGUUCAACGCCCGCGGGCCGAGCCUGACAGCGGAAGAGGAGCGCUUCCUGGACGCGGCCGAGUACGGCAACAUCCCGGUGGUGCGCAAGAUGCUGGACGAGUCCGAGACCCUGAACGUGAACUGCGUGGACUACAUGGGCCAGAACGCGCUGCAGCUGGCCGUGGGCAACGAGCACCUGGAGGUCACCGAGCUGUUGCUCAAGAAGGACAACCUGAGCCGCAUCGGGGACGCGCUGCUGCUGGCCAUCAGUAAGGGCUACGUGCGCAUCGUCGAGGCGCUGCUCAGUCACCCGGGCUUCGCGGCCGGCCGCCGCCUGACGCUGAGCCCCGGCGAGCAGGAGCUGCGCGACGACGACUUCUACGCUUACGACGAGGACGGCACGCGCUUCUCCCCAGACAUCACGCCCGUCAUCCUGGCUGCGCACUGCCAGAAGUACGAGGUGGUGCACAUGCUGCUCACCAAGGGCGCGCGCAUCGAGCGGCCGCACGACUACUUCUGCAAGUGCCCCGACUGCGCCGACAAGCAGAGGCGCGACUCCUUCAGCCAUUCGCGCUCGCGCAUCAACGCCUACCGCGGCCUGGCCAGCCCCGCCUACCUGUCCCUGGCCAGCGAGGACCCAGUGCUCACGGCGCUCGAGCUCAGCAACGAGCUCGCCAAGCUGGCCAACAUCGAGAAGGAGUUCAAGAAUGAUUAUCGGAAGCUCUCCAUGCAAUGCAAAGACUUCGUGGUGGGUGUACUGGACCUUUGCCGGGACUCUGAAGAGGUUGAGGCCAUCCUCAAUGGAGACGUGGAUUCCGUGGAACCAGUAGUUGGGCAGCGCCACAGAGCAUCCUUGAGUCGGGUAAAGCUAGCUAUCAAGUAUGAAGUAAAAAAGUUCGUGGCUCAUCCCAACUGUCAGCAGCAGCUUUUAACUAUCUGGUACGAGAACCUCUCGGGAUUACGGGAACAGGCCAUUGCUAUCAAGUGUUUGGUGGUGUUGGUGGUGGCCUUGGGACUCCCAUUCCUGGCUAUUGGCUACUGGAUUGCCCCAUGUAGCAGGCUUGGGAAAAUCCUGCGAAGCCCAUUCAUGAAGUUUGUGGCCCACGCUGCCUCCUUCAUCAUUUUCCUCUGCCUGCUGGUGUUUAAUGCCUCCGACAGGUUCGAGGGCAUCACCACGCUCCCAAACAUCACCGUCAUUGAUUACCCAAAGCAGAUCUUCCGAGUGAAAACAACCCAGUUCACCUGGACUGAGAUGUUAAUCAUGGUCUGGGUUCUCGGGAUGAUGUGGUCAGAAUGUAAGGAGCUGUGGCUCGAAGGGCCGAGGGAAUACAUUUUACAGCUGUGGAAUGUGCUGGACUUCGGCAUGCUUUCCAUCUUCAUCGCGGCAUUCACAGCCCGAUUUCUAGCCUUUCUUCAGGCCACCAAAGCACAGCAGUAUGUGGACAGUUACAUCGAAGAAAGUGACCUCAGUGAAGUCACUCUUCCUCCAGAGAUACAGUAUUUCACUUAUGCUAGAGAUAAAUGGCUCCCCUCUGAUCCUCAGAUCAUCUCAGAAGGCCUCUAUGCAAUAGCUGUUGUGCUCAGCUUCUCCCGGAUCGCCUACAUCCUGCCGGCCAAUGAGAGCUUUGGCCCCUUGCAGAUUUCUCUUGGUAGGACUGUGAAGGACAUCUUCAAGUUCAUGGUCCUCUUCAUUAUGGUGUUCCUGGCAUUUAUGAUUGGGAUGUUCAUAUUGUAUUCCUACUACCUGGGGGCCAAAGUCAACUCUGCUUUUACCACAGUGGAAGAAAGCUUCAAGACUUUGUUUUGGUCCAUAUUUGGAUUGUCCGAAGUAACGUCCGUGGUGCUGAAAUACGAUCACAAGUUCAUCGAAAACAUCGGCUAUGUUCUUUAUGGAAUAUACAAUGUCACCAUGGUCGUGGUCCUCUUGAACAUGCUCAUUGCCAUGAUUAAUAGCUCUUACCAGGAAAUCGAGGAUGACAGUGAUGUUGAAUGGAAGUUUGCUCGAUCAAAACUUUGGUUAUCUUACUUUGAUGAUGGGAAAACCUUGCCCCCGCCCUUCAGCCUCGUGCCCAGUCCCAAAUCCUUUAUUUAUCUCAUCAUGCGGCUUGUUAAUUUUUCCAAGUGCAGGAGGAGAAGACUACAGAAGGAUAUAGAAAUGGGAAUGGGUAACUCCAAGUCCAGGUUAAACCUCUUCACUCAGUCUAACUCCAGAGUUUUUGAAUCACACAGUUUUAACAGCAUUCUCAAUCAGCCAACACGCUAUCAGCAAAUCAUGAAAAGGCUCAUCAAACGGUAUGUGCUGAAAGCCCAGGUAGACAAAGAGAACGAUGAAGUCAAUGAAGGUGAACUGAAAGAAAUCAAACAGGACAUUUCAAGCCUGCGCUAUGAACUUUUGGAAGAUAAGUCCCAAGCAACAGAGGAGUUGGCGGUUCUAAUCCAUAAACUCACAGAGAAACUAAAUCCCAGCAUGCUGAGAUGUGAAUGA